Messenger RNA from Medicago truncatula (barrel medic), 1126 nucleotides. Its product is annotated as WEB family protein At1g75720. Gene Ontology annotation, cellular component: cytosol. Gene Ontology annotation, biological process: chloroplast avoidance movement; chloroplast accumulation movement. The coding region runs from base 280 to 924 and encodes 214 amino acids. The record is from RefSeq and is a predicted model, not a curated record. NCBI's taxonomy places the organism in Eukaryota, Viridiplantae, Streptophyta, Magnoliopsida, Fabales, Fabaceae. The transcript is spliced from 2 exons.
UUUAGGCAAAUUAGGUUAGGUCCAACAUAACAUAACAUAGGAACAAUAUCCAAGACCAAUAGCAUAUCCACCCACCGCUUUGGCUCUCUUUCUGAGAUAGUAUAACAGAAUUGUUCUAGUGAAGUGGACGCGAAGAAACGAAGCUUCCAAUCUUCAUACCAUAUAUUAUGCCAAUUGUCUCCUUUAAUAUUGUCCAUUUCUACUACACAUUACUAACUACUACUUAUAACCAACCUAAUUAUCUCAUUCUUCUCUCUAUCUCUAUCUUCUAACACAAAGAUGAAUAAGAAUAAAGAGGGUGUGAUGCUGCUCACCAGAAAUACAGAGAUAGACACAAGGGCGCCAUUCAGGUCCGUCAAAGAGGCUGUUACAUUAUUCGGUGAUAAAGUUUUAGCUGGAGAGCUCUAUGCAACUGCAACCAAACUCAAACACCAGAUUCACAAUGGAGCAAAUGAAAAUGGGGUUGAUCAGUCUUCAAGGGUUGAAAACGUUACAGCUGAGCUGGAGGAGACACGAGAAAAUCUAGAGAAAGCUAAAGAAGAAAGCAUGUUGAUGGCACAUUGUAUGUCAUCUCUUCAGGAAGAACUCGAACGCACGAAGCAAGAGCUCGAACAAUUGAAGCAACGUGAAACUGAAAAACAUCAAGUGGAAUCAUCAGAAACUGAAGACGUGAAGUUUGUUGAGAAUUUAACAACCUUUGAAGUGAAAAGUUCAAGAUUUGAUGAAGAAUUAAUGAUGGAGUUUCAAAAGAAAAGGUAUGUGACGUUCGCGAAUCCACCGUCUGUUUCUCAUGUGAUGUUACCUCAAGGUGUUGAGAAGUUGGAAAGGCACCCUUCUCUUAGGAAGAAGAAGAAGAAGUCAUUGAUUCCACUUAUAGGAGGUAUUUUUUCAAGGAAAAAGGGAACUAGCCAAGAAGUUCCAUGAUGAGUGACGAGUUUGUAUGAAUUUUAGCGAGUAUAAGUAUGCUAUAUGCAUCACAUUACCAGAAUAAUUACCUAACCGGGUUUUGUAUUCAAGUUUCUUUUCUUUUUGAAACGAGUAUAUUUUUGUUUUGUUUUCGUGUGUCAUAUGUAUCUAACUGCCUCUAAUAAUAUUGUGUAAAAUGUAGUUGAACUUUGUGAGUUGA